CUCCGCUUUGCGACGUCUGAUCUCGCGCACCACAUCUGGUCAAACGCCGUACUUUUACCCUCGACCUCGAUGACUGCGGGUUUACGCGUCUGAAUCCAGCUUCGAGCUUCGUCGUACAGUAGUGCGACUCGAUGUCUGCAGCACGAGCGGCUAUUCCUACCACAGCGCAACCAGCACCACCAGACGAGAACAAGAUCGUCAGACUACACAUAGCGCCACUAAGGCCCGAUCUGCUCAAAGUCUACCUCGCGCCUUCCGUGCUCCCUCUCGCGAGCAACAUCUCCUACCACUCCGUCGAGACUUUCCCAGAGAAAGGAUUCGGAUACAUCGAGCUCCCAGAACCUGAAGCGCAGAAGCUAAAGAAGAAGCUCAACGGCCUAACGCUGAGAGGCUCCAAAGUGCGCAUCGAAAUGGCCAAGUCGGAGAAGCGCAAAGCUCGUGAGGAGGCCGACGCUGCCAAGGAUGUAGCCGAGGCAGAAAGACCUCCAAAGCGCGCGAAGAAGGAGAAGAGGAAGAAGGAGGAUGGCGUGCUGGAAGGCGUAGUGCUGCCUGACGACAGAAAGGUCAAGCGCGGGUGGACCGAGCCGCCGUCGAAGAGCAAGAAGGACAGGAAAGAGAAAAAAGACAAGGACAAGGAGAAGGACAAAAACUUCAAGCAUGAGCAGAAAAAGUCCAAAUACACAAAGGAGCCGGAGCUGUUGUUCAAGGCGAAACUGACUGCUGUCGCUGCUACAGAGGUUGCGCGUAAGGAGAAGAGCAAAGACAAGAAGGAGAAGAAGGAGAAGAGCAAGUCCAAGUCCAAGGAAGUCGUUGUACACGAGUUCGAGAAGAACACGAAGACGCCAAGCUUCAUCAAGCAGACGAAGAUUUCGACAGAAAAGAAGCCUGCGGUUGAGUACGUGAAUGGACAAGGUUGGGUGGACGAGGAUGGCAAUGUGGUGGAGCCAGAGACUGGGAAGGCGAGGAACAGAAGGGUUUUGGAGUUGGUUGACAUGCCUGCUGAACCCGAGCACAAGACGCCUGCGUCGGCGGAUUCAUCUCUAGCGCUCAAUAAGAAGGACAAGAAAGCAAAGAAAGCUACGCCGCCGCCAUCGUCAUCCGAAUCUGAGGCCGACGACUCAUCCGUGGUCUCAUCCUCAGAGGACGAUGAGUCGUCUGAAUCUGAAGACGAACAGUCAGAAGCCGAGUCCACAGCAUCUUCUCCUGUCCCAACAGCCGACAGCAGCAAGACCUCCAACGCACCCCAGGCCUCGCCACCGUCUGAACAAAAAGAAGUCCACCCCCUAGAAGCUCUCUUCAAGCGACCCAAGCCCUCCUCUGAACCAACAUCGACUCCCACCAAGAAACUCGCACCCAUCGAUACCUCUUUCAGCUUCUUCGACAACAACAACACCACCACCAAUGAUGACGGUGAGAAAAUGGAAGUCGACGGCGACGCAGCCGACAACGCCCCCUCGACGCCCUACACGCAAAAAGACCUCGAAUGGCGCGGUCUCCGCAGCGCAGCACCCACCCCCGACACAGCCACAAUAGGCCGCCGCUUCUCCUUCGACUGGCGCAAGAACAGUCAAGACGCCGACGAAAACGACGACGAUGACGAUGACGACGACCUAGCCGACUCGGAGGCAGAGAAACAGCUCUCCCACAACACGAAAGCGAACGCGCACCUCCCCGGCUUGGCGGAGGAGAACGAAGACGACGCACAAGAUGGAGCAGAUGCGGAGACGGAGGACAAGCCCGAAAGCGAGUUCCGCAAGUGGUUCUGGGAGAAUAGGGGGGAUAUCAAUCGCGCGUGGAAGAAGAGGAGACGGGAUGCGUUGAAGGCGAAGCGGCUUAGUGAGAAUAGGAAGAUGGGUGGGGCGCGGAGAGUGGGUUGAUUGUGUUGGGGAGUCUGUUGCUGGUUUCAAUGCAUAUUUUGUGUAUGUUUAUGCUGUGGGGUUAUGUUAUGUGAAAGCAGCGAGCGGGUUAAAAUGGGUAUUCGGAUCUAAGAGCAUGAUACGGCAAGGCAAGGCAUGACGGCAAUCGAGUACGAUGUAUGCUUCAAGACGAACAUGGCGUGCUUGCUGAUGUCCGAUUACACGGAGAAUAGCACCAGUAGUAUGAAUGAAUACACCUAACACUC
Messenger RNA from Dothidotthia symphoricarpi CBS 119687, 2122 nucleotides. RefSeq lists its product as uncharacterized. The record is from RefSeq and is a predicted model, not a curated record. Lineage: Eukaryota; Fungi; Ascomycota; Dothideomycetes; Pleosporales; Dothidotthiaceae. The coding region runs from base 132 to 1877 and encodes 581 amino acids. Gene Ontology annotation, molecular function: nucleic acid binding. The transcript has a single exon.